UUCCGUAAGACGGUCGUGCAAUUUUGGUCUGCACGCCUCGAGCUCCUUGCUUCAAACCUUUGAGCUGAUGAAUUUUCGUGACAUUUAAAGCAUUGUGGCGUGCCUACCGUGGGUAUACAUGCAAACGUUCUGGUAGAAGUACUAACCUGUGGACGACUCUUUGCAUAUGGUUAAUAAUCACUUCGCAAUUUCGAGUCUAUUUUGUCCUGUGACAACGAGAGAUACGGCGGCGUUUUGGACCAGCGUGUGGAUUGUGGCGGCAGUGACUGUGACGUUUGCUACCUGUCUGGAGGCGACAUUCACCCACAGUGCGUACUUGGACGCCGCUCACGAGAAGUACUUCUUACAGUGGAGGCACACGGAGGAGAACAUCACCUUCCGGGUAGAAGUGGCGACCCUGGGGUAUGUGGGGUUCGGGAUCUCACCUACAGGAGACAUGACGGGGUCUGACAUCGUCACUGGGUUCGUCACGGAACAGGGAGACACGUUUUUCUACGACCGUUACGCCACGGCCCGAGCCCCGCCCACUGUAGACGCCAGUCAGGACUGGACGUUAGAAGCGUCAGGAGAGAACGGCACGCACACCUUCCUGCAGUUCUCACGGAACCUCGUUCUCUGUGACGACACGGACAGGAGCAUCAAGGCUGGCACGACCCGUGUGAUCUGGGCGUGCCACGAGCAGGACCCCCCGCACGACACGGCGCUGAUGUACCACGGGGAGACCCGGGGAGCACGCAGCCUCAUGCUGCUGGACGGGACCGGACACACGGACAGGGACAUGCCGGCAGACGUGCAGAAAUUGGACUUCAGAAAUGAUUAUGCCAUCCCCGAGAACCGAGUCACAAACUACCUGUACAGGGGCUUCAAGAUCCCGGACUUCGGAGGGAAGAAGCACGUCAUAGCGUUUGAACCAAUAGUCCAGCCCGGACACGAGUCCUUGGUGCACCACAUGUUUCUGUACGCGUGUCUGAAGGACCUGGACCCGGACAUGUAUGACGGCGUGCAGCACCUCCGCCACUACAGAGGGUUUCCCGCCGACUGGAACUCGUGUAGGAUCACUGUUAUAGCCUGGGACGUCGGCGGUACGGGCACCCAUUACCCGGAGAACGUGGGCAUGUCCCUCGGCGGUCCUGGCGACCCGAAAUUCCUUCUCAUGGAGACACACUACAACAACCCACAGCAUAAGAAAGGUAUAAAGGACAACUCUGGUCUCCGGCUACUGUACACCUCAAACCUACGGGAGCACGACUUGGGGUUCAUGCAGCUUGGCAUGGAGGCGAUCGGCUGGACACAGAUCAUCCCUCCUGGGAGUCAGGCCUUCGUCAGCGUCGGAACCUGCUAUCCAGACUGUCUGGAGAAGGCCAUGGAGGAAGCGUCCAUAGACAAGGUCAACGUGAUCGGCGUGCAUUUCCACGCCCACCUGGCGGCCAGAAAGAUGCGGAUACGCCACGUGCGGAACGGAGUGGAACUGCCGUGGCUGGGGAACGACGAGAACUUCGACUUCAACUUUCAACAAACCGUCAGGCUGCAGGAGGAACGACAGAUUUUGAAGGGCGACUACCUAAUUGCUGAGUGCACCUACAACACCACUGACAGAAAGAAGGUUACAUACGGUGGCAUGAGCACACAGGAUGAGAUGUGCCUUGGCCACAUCCUGCACUACCCGCGCCUGACGCUUAGGCGGUGUAAGAGUAACCCACACGAGUCGGCGUACCUGGCAGCGCUCGGGGCGACAGGGGUCACCUUCAGCAAGGCCAAAAACGUCUACGGCAGGAACCUGCGGAAACUACUGCACACCGUCACAUGGACCGAGGAACUCAGGCAGAAACUCCAGGUACGGACCAAAAGAUGGAAAAAUGUCAACAGUCAACAUUCGUGA
This is a messenger RNA of Branchiostoma belcheri (Belcher's lancelet), 1879 nucleotides long. Its product is annotated as DBH-like monooxygenase protein 1. Gene Ontology annotation, biological process: octopamine biosynthetic process; norepinephrine biosynthetic process; dopamine catabolic process. Lineage: Eukaryota; Metazoa; Chordata; Leptocardii; Amphioxiformes; Branchiostomatidae. The transcript has 12 exons. Gene Ontology annotation, molecular function: copper ion binding; dopamine beta-monooxygenase activity. Bases 167 to 1879 code for a protein of 570 amino acids. The record is from RefSeq and is a predicted model, not a curated record. Gene Ontology annotation, cellular component: secretory granule membrane.